This is a messenger RNA of Mya arenaria, 786 nucleotides long. RefSeq lists its product as uncharacterized. Lineage: Eukaryota; Metazoa; Mollusca; Bivalvia; Myida; Myidae. The coding region runs from base 1 to 786 and encodes 261 amino acids. The record is from RefSeq and is a predicted model, not a curated record. The transcript is spliced from 4 exons.
AUGAAGUGCAAUCUUACAACAUGUACGUCCGUUUCGUGCUGUUAUAAUUCAUCGGUGGCUAAACUUCCAAUACAUUUUACCUUUGUUAUUGACCAAUGUGAAUCAAAGUUUGAUAUUAGUCUGGAAAAGCUAACCUACAGCGAAAGUUUAGUUGAUUACAAUUUUGGAAGCGAAGAACAGCUUUGGAUUGGCGGAGUUUUUCGAAUAAGAUUUCGGUUGUACGUUAUUAUGGCACCAAAACGAUAUGUUGCUGAAUUACAUUUCGACAUCUGUUGGGAAAGACUGGAGUGCGAAACCAUCGAACUUUUAAACAACACCAUUCUGCCAGCGGAACCAUGUAGUUAUACUUCGGGAUUUGCGAACCCAGAUUUUUCAUUAACAUCAUGGAAAGAGGAAAAUGGUAUAGAACUUGACGGUGUUAUCCCUGAAAACUUCCAAAAGCAACUGAUAUAUGUUCUCGAUCUGACCAAUUUCCUGCAAGAAGACACAUGCAUGGCGAUGAAACAAGAUGUUCUAGGUUGCCCAUUACAUCUUCCACUUGUUGAUGAGCAACUAAAGGGCACACAAUGCCAAUUGCUUAGCCAUUGUACCGGUGUACGAUGCUGCAUUACGUCGACGCAAACUGGGCUAAACUUUGAAAUCCUCUUGGAUGUUGAUCCUUGUACACAGAUGUUAACAAUGCAAAUCGAACACUACAAGAAAGAGCUACCUUUGCAUGAACUUCAAUACGGGACUAACUUCGAAUUUUGGUUGCAAGGCGUUGUUAGAAUGAGGUAUUACUUGUAA